UGGCCGCCCACAUACACAUGAUUCGGGUCACAUGACGGUUAGCCCUAGUUCAGUGACAGACUGGCUACACGAAGCGAGGCUAGCUGUUAGCAAAACUGUCUAGACGGCCGAGAUGAGUUUCCUGGGAGGAUUGUUCGGGCCAGUUUGUGAGAUAGAUGUACUGCUGAAUGAUGCAGAGAACAGAAAGACGGCCGAGCUGAAAACAGAAGAUGGGAAAGUGGAGAAACACUACCUGUUCUACGAUGGAGAGUCGGUUUCUGGAAAGGUGAAUCUAAAUGUGAAGCAGGGAGGAAAGCGGCUGGAGCACCAGGGGAUCCGCAUCGAGUUUGUUGGACAGAUAGAGCUUUUCUCUGAUAAGAGCAACACCCACGAGUUUGUGGACCUGGUCAAAGAGUUGGCUUUACCGGGAGAGCUCACCCAGAACAGAAGCUACGACUUUGAGUUCAUGCAGGUGGAGAAGCCCUAUGAGUCCUAUACUGGAGCCAACGUUAGGCUAAGAUACUUCCUCAGGGUGACAAUAGUUCGGCGCCUGUCUGACUUGGUGAAGGAAUACGAGUUAAUUGUCCAUCAGUUAGCCACCUACCCUGACAUCAACAAUUCGAUCAAAAUGGAGGUCGGCAUAGAAGACUGUCUUCACAUCGAGUUUGAAUACAAUAAAUCCAAGUACCACCUCAAGGAUGUGAUUGUUGGGAAGAUUUAUUUCCUGCUGGUCAGAAUCAAGAUCCAACACAUGGAGCUGCAGCUCAUUAAGAAGGAGAUAACAGGCAUAGGUCCCAGUACUACCACAGAGACAGAGACGGUUGCUAAGUACGAGAUCAUGGAUGGAGCCCCAGUUAAAGGAGAAUCAAUUCCCAUCAGACUGUUCUUGGCUGGAUAUGACUUGACACCCACCAUGAGGGAUGUCAACAAGAAGUUCUCUGUACGCUACUUCCUUAAUCUGGUGCUGGUGGACGAAGAGGACAGGAGAUACUUUAAACAACAGGAGAUUGUUUUGUGGAGAAAAGCUCCAGAGAAGCUGAGGAAAAGAAACUUCCACCAGCGCUACGAGUCUCCCGAGCCCCGAACCCAGCCGGUAACUGCAGAGCAGCCAGAGAUGUGAGGGCCGGGCUAAGAACUGAUAAUACAUGCAGACGCACCACAGCUCGUCACUGCUGAACAGCCAGAGAUGUGAGGCCUGCCCCCACUCUCUUCCUGGACUGAGAAAUGUCUGUAUUCAUAAAUACACGUAACACACCUUCAGGCAUCCCCCUUCCCCGCCCCCCGCACCACUUCACAGCGUCAGGUGUGAGCUGCCCAUCAUCACUCUCUUUCGCGCCCCGCCCCAGGACGUAGACACACUCGCAUACAGAUGCACACAGUCUGAGUCUGCUGAAUGCUACAUGUCAAGGCAAGCGCGCAAAACAAACCAACCCAAGUAACGAAGAAUGAGACAGCCUUUUUAUCAUCCUGACGUCUCGGACUGCAAACACACUCAAGCACACACAACUGAAGCCAUACAGUCGGGUUUCAUGCGGAAUAAAACAGGAGCAAAGACGGAAAAGAAGAGAGCGCUACAGACCAACGCACCAUUUUAUCUUGUUAUUCUGCAGCAGGAGCUUCUUUUUGUUUGCUUUCUGAACAGCACUGCUCUUAGACUUCCUCUUGCAUCUCGCCCAGAUACUCUACAAAGUGUCACUUUCUAGAGUCUCGAUGGACCCAGUAAGUGAAGGUAUUCAUGAUGUGGGGUGGGAUCAGCCCGAACAAAGAAUGUGAGUCAGCACCCAAGUUCUGUAUUUAUUCAUAUCAGGUGUUAUUCAUCCAUGGAGCUGGGAAAAGAAGGAACUUCUCAGUUAAAUAUUUUCGUUACUGUAACUGCUUCCAGCCCAACAGAAAGGUUACCCCUUGUUUGAUGUUUUACACAUUUCUAGCUCCAGUCCAAAACACAUUUCAAUAAGGAAAACGUCAUUCACCGUGGACAUCAGGUUCAUAAAAUCAUCAUUUUGAACCUCAGCUAGCAGUUAUUUAUCUCUAAGACUACAAAGUGCCAGAUGGUCAAUAUACAAUCAUACAAUGGAGAAAAAUGCAACAAAUCCUCACACUGGAGAAGGAGAAUUGAUUAUGUUUGAUUUUUGAUUCUCUGAUUGAUUAAUGAACUAAUGCCACAAGCAUCAUCAAUACAUCAUUUCACACAUUUCAGGUGUAACAUAUGCAGAUCAAUGAAGAUGUCAGUUUUCAACAACUUGCAUCAGGAAUUCCUCCACAAAUAUCUGAAGGUGUAGUUUCUCUGUUCAUGUCUUUGGCUGCUACGACACCCGUUCAGUUUGAAUUUUUACUGCACUUUCUAUCACUAACCUGUAAUCUUAGAUAACUCAAAGUUUGGUUCACCCAUGUUCCAAAUAAGAAAAGCUUUGUCUUUUCUCUUUAGUACUUUAGCACUAUAAGGAAAUUCUUCUGACCACCUUUAUUAGAGGAAAAAAGCUCAAAAGUCAGACUUGUUAAAUUUAAAGAAGAUAUGUCUAUUUGAAAUGUGGGUGAAUUGGACUUUUAAGCAAGGAUUGAAAGAAAUGACU
Haplochromis burtoni (Burton's mouthbrooder) is the source of this 2549-nucleotide messenger RNA. RefSeq names its product VPS26, retromer complex component A (gene vps26a). The transcript is spliced from 9 exons. The coding region runs from base 113 to 1099 and encodes 328 amino acids. The record is from RefSeq and is a predicted model, not a curated record. Gene Ontology annotation, biological process: retrograde transport, endosome to Golgi; intracellular protein transport. Lineage: Eukaryota; Metazoa; Chordata; Actinopteri; Cichliformes; Cichlidae. Gene Ontology annotation, cellular component: retromer complex; endosome.